This is a messenger RNA of Eimeria tenella, 1263 nucleotides long. RefSeq names its product translation elongation factor Tu. The coding region runs from base 1 to 1263 and encodes 420 amino acids. Lineage: Eukaryota; Apicomplexa; Conoidasida; Eucoccidiorida; Eimeriidae. Gene Ontology annotation, molecular function: GTP binding; GTPase activity; translation elongation factor activity. The transcript has 8 exons. Gene Ontology annotation, biological process: mitochondrial translational elongation. Gene Ontology annotation, cellular component: mitochondrion. The record is from RefSeq and is a predicted model, not a curated record.
AUGGCCCCGAGAUCCAGCGCUGCUGAGCUGCUUGGGCUGCUCUUCUUCGUUAAAAUGUCUUUCCUAUUUGCCGGUUUCCCAGUUGGCAAAUUUGCAGCCAAAGAGAAGGCGCGGGAGCAGCUUUCGGCUUCGCAGCAAGAGGCCAUCGGGCGGGCGUGCACUUCGCGGCGGCUGCUGUGUCGGGCUGCGCGCCCCGGUGCUGCAGCGGGAAAUGGGAAGACAAAGGGCCCCAAUUUGGAAAAGGCGUUCCUUUUGAGUGCAGUUCACUUUUCACCUCGAACGGACGUGGAGCCGCACGAGGAGCGCGAAGCUGGCCCCGGGCCGAAGCCGCGGCUGCGGAGCGCGGCGGCUGGGCAGCGGCGCAGGGCGGGUAGUGGCGCGCAGCAGCCGAGGCGCAUGCGCGCAUGCACGCGCAUGCACGCGGACGCGCGCGGACGCGGGCAGGUGGGGGUGCCCCGGCUGGUGGUGUUUUUGAACAAAAUGGAUGUGGUCGAGGACUUGGAGCUCGUCGAGCUUGUGGAGCUCGAGGUGCGGGAGCUGCUGUCGCUGUACGGGUACGAGGGGGAGAAGACUCCCUUCAUAAGGGGCUCUGCGCUGAAGGCCCUCGAAGGAGACCCUGGGGAGUACGGAGUGCCUGCGGUGAAGAAGCUUUUGGAUGCUUGUGAUGAGUACAUUCCUGAGCCCGAACGGAAAUGUUCCCUCCCGGUCAUUUUGCCCAUCGACCAGGUCCUCUCCAUUCCAGGCAAGGGCACGGUGGUCACCGGGCGGCUGGAGCAGGGCACUCUGCGCCCGGGGAUGAGCCUCGAGCUCGUCGGCCUGGGGGCCCCCCGCGGCCAGAAGCUCGUCGUGGGGGCCCUCGAGACCUUCCGCAAGACCCUCUCCGAGGCCAUUGCCGGCGACCAGGUGGGCGUGCUGGUGAAGGGCGCGCGGCGCGAAGAGCUGCGGCGGGGGAUGGUGCUGAGCGGCGGCGGGCUGCGGGGCUGCAUGCGCUUCAAAAGCGAACUGCUGGUGCUGCGCGGCGAAGAGGGCGGCCGCAGCAAACCCUUCUUCUCGGCCUACCGCCCGCAGCUCUUUCUCCGCACGGCGCACGUCCCCGCCGCCGUGCUGCUGCCCCCGGGCACCGAGAUGGCAAUGCCCGGAGACCGCUUGAACGUGGAGGUGCAGCUGGAGCAGCCGCUGGCGCUGCAGCCGCAGCUGCGCUUUGCGCUGCGGGAGGGAGGCAAGACUGUUGCUGCGGGAUUGGUCACCGAAAUCCUCGAUUGA